This is a messenger RNA of Musca vetustissima, 1787 nucleotides long. RefSeq names its product furin-like protease 2. Gene Ontology annotation, molecular function: serine-type endopeptidase activity. NCBI's taxonomy places the organism in Eukaryota, Metazoa, Arthropoda, Insecta, Diptera, Muscidae. The record is from RefSeq and is a predicted model, not a curated record. The annotation marks the transcript as partial. Gene Ontology annotation, biological process: protein processing. The transcript has 4 exons. Gene Ontology annotation, cellular component: Golgi membrane; trans-Golgi network.
GUGUUCGUAUGUUGGAUGGCAAGGUGAAUGAUGUCGUCGAAGCUCAAGCGUUAAGUUUAAAUCCAUCACACAUUGAUAUCUACAGUGCAUCCUGGGGUCCUGAAGAUGAUGGUUCGACUGUAGAUGGUCCUGGGCCAUUGGCUCGCCGUGCAUUUAUAUAUGGUGUAACGAGUGGUCGUCAGGGUAAAGGUUCAAUUUUCGUAUGGGCUUCCGGUAAUGGUGGACGUUAUACCGAUUCCUGUAACUGUGAUGGUUAUACCAAUUCGAUUUUCACCCUGUCCAUAUCAAGUGCUACUCAAGGAGGUUUCAAACCCUGGUAUUUGGAAGAAUGUUCAUCGACUCUGGCCACGACAUACAGUUCAGGAACUCCCGGUCACGAUAAGAGUGUUGCUACCGUUGAUAUGGAUGGCCGCCUGAGACCCGAUCACAUUUGUACCGUUGAACAUACUGGUACUUCGGCCUCAGCCCCCUUGGCUGCUGGUAUUUGCGCUUUAGCUCUGGAAGCUAAUCCCAAUUUAACUUGGCGUGAUAUGCAAUAUUUGGUGGUAUACACCUCUCGCCCUGCACCCUUGGAGAAGGAAUCUGGUUGGAUGUUGAAUGGUGUUAAACGCAAGUAUUCACAUAAAUUCGGUUACGGUCUAAUGGAUGCUGGAGCUAUGGUCUCAUUGGCUGAACAAUGGACUACCGUACCGCCGCAACAUAUUUGCAAAUCUCGAGAAAAUAAUGAAGAUCGUAAAAUCGAAGGGACCUAUGGUUACACUUUGGCCACUCAUAUGGAUGUUAAUGGUUGUGCUGGAACCAUCAAUGAAGUACGUUAUUUGGAACAUGUACAGUGCCGUAUAACUCUGCGUUUCUUCCCUCGGGGUAAUUUACGUAUUUUACUUACCUCGCCUAUGGGUACGACCAGUACUUUGUUGUUUGAGAGACCCAGAGAUAUAAUCAAAUCGAAUUUCGAUGAUUGGCCAUUCUUGAGUGUCCAUUUCUGGGGUGAAAAGGCUGAGGGUAGAUGGACGUUGCAAAUUAUCAAUGGUGGUCGCCGUCGUGUCAAUCAACCUGGCAUCCUAUCGAAAUGGCAAUUGAUUUUCUAUGGCACAGCUGUACAACCAAUGCGUUUGAAGAGUGAUCUGGUAUCUCAACCCAUCCGUGAUCCGGUAUAUACAUUUCCAACGGAAUCGGAUCUCGGACAACCCAUAAAUACCGAUCAAUUUAGUAGUUUUUUAAAUUUCCAAAAUCUUUACACCGGAGCUGGUUCUAAUCCCGAGCAAGCUGUCACCACUGUCGAUGGCCAUAAUAUACCCACACCCCAGCGACAAAAUGUUAUGGCAGAUUCGAAUAAUAAAUUGGUAUUGCAUGAUUGUGAUCCCGAAUGUGAUUCUCAGGGUUGUUAUGGCCGGGGACCGACCCAAUGUGUCGCCUGCAAACAUUAUCGUUUAGAUAACACCUGUGUCAGUCGCUGUCCUCCACGUUCGUUCCCCAACCAAGGUGGCGUCUGCUGGCCUUGCCAUGAAUCUUGUGAAACCUGUGCCGGUGCUGGCCAAGAUAGCUGCUUAACAUGUGCCCCAGCCCAUUUGCAUGUAACCGACUUGGCUGUUUGCCUGCAGGUCUGCCCUGAAGGAUAUUAUGAAAAUUAUGACAACAAAACUUGUGUUCCCUGUGAAGCUAAUUGUGGUUCAUGUCAAGAUCGUCCCGAUUAUUGUACAUCAUGUGAACAUCAUUUAGUGAUGCAUGAACACAAAUGUUUCUCCUCGUGCCCGCUGCAUACCUAUGAAACGGAGGAAUACAAGUAA